AUGGAGCUGGCGAUGGAGAACCUGGGCAGCCUGCACGGCGUCCCGCACUCGCAGCCCGCCGAGCUCAUGAGCCCGGCCCACGGGCGCCAGGGCUCGCACCGCAACCUGGUGCCGCACGCCCGGCCUGCCAUGGUCUCCAGCAUGGCCUCCAUCCUGGAGGGAGGCGACUACCGCGCCGAGCACAGCCUGGCCGCCCCGCUCCACCCGGCCAUGAGCAUGUCCUGCGAGUCGCCGUCCGGCAUGAGCCUGAGCAGCACCUACACCACGCUGACCCCGCUGCAGCACCUGCCGCCCAUCUCCACCGUCUCGGAGAAGUUCCAUCACCCGCACCACCACCAUCACCACCACCACCCGCACCAGCGCCUCGCCGGCAACGUGAGCGGCAGCUUCACCCUCAUGCGCGACGAGCGGAGCCUCGCCUCCAUGGGCAACCUCUACAGCCACUACCCCAAGGACAUGCCGUCCAUGGGGCAGCCCCUCUCGCCGCUCCCCAACGGCCUGGGCAGCCUGCACAACGCGCAGCAGCCGCUGGCGCCCUACGGCCCCGGGGGCCAUCUGCCCAACGAGAAGAUGCUCUCGCCCAACGGCUUCGACUCGCACGCCGCGAUGCUGUCCCGGGGCGAGGAGCACCUGGCGCGGGGGCUGGCGGCGCCCAGCUCGGCCAUGAUGCCGCCGCUCAACGGGAUGCACCCGCACGGCCACCACCACGCUCAGCCCGGCGGCUCCCUCCUGGGCGAGCGGGAGCGGCAGGCCUCCGCCUCGGGCUCACAGCCCGGCGGCUCCGGGCAGGUGGAGGAGAUCAACACCAAAGAGGUGGCUCAGAGGAUCACGGCCGAGCUGAAGCGCUACAGCAUCCCGCAGGCGAUCUUUGCGCAGAGGAUCUUGUGCCGCUCUCAAGGGACCCUCUCGGACCUGCUGCGAAACCCCAAGCCCUGGAGUAAGCUCAAGUCUGGCCGUGAGACUUUCCGGAGGAUGUGGAAAUGGUUGCAGGAGCCGGAAUUUCAGAGGAUGUCCGCGCUCAGGCUCGCAGCUUGCAAACGCAAAGAGCAAGAGCAGCAGAAAGACAGGAGCCUGCAGCCCAAGAAGCAGCGGCUGGUCUUCACGGACCUGCAGCGCCGCACCCUGAUCGCCAUCUUCAAAGAGAAUAAGCGCCCAUCCAAAGAGAUGCAGAUGACCAUCUCACAGCAGCUGGGCUUGGAGCUCAACACCGUCAGCAACUUCUUCAUGAAUGCCCGCCGGCGGUGUAUGAACCGCUGGCAGGAGGAGCCAGGCACCAACCCCGGAGUCCCUUCUUCUUCUACAAGCACUUUCUCCAAAGCAUGA
Messenger RNA from Rhea pennata, 1323 nucleotides. RefSeq names its product one cut homeobox 3 (gene ONECUT3). Bases 1 to 1323 code for a protein of 440 amino acids. The transcript is spliced from 2 exons. Gene Ontology annotation, molecular function: DNA-binding transcription factor activity, RNA polymerase II-specific; RNA polymerase II cis-regulatory region sequence-specific DNA binding. Lineage: Eukaryota; Metazoa; Chordata; Aves; Rheiformes; Rheidae. The record is from RefSeq and is a predicted model, not a curated record. Gene Ontology annotation, biological process: regulation of transcription by RNA polymerase II. Gene Ontology annotation, cellular component: nucleus.